GAUGUCGCUCUUUAAAGUUAAAUCAUUUUUUGAGCUUUUAAAUUGUUGUUUUUAGGGAAUGAUAAACUGUCUUUUCUUGUUUAACUGUAUUCAAUUGCUUUCUUUCACGUUAAUGGUGAUAAUGGACACAUUUAAGUUGUCUCAUUCGACUUGAAUGUGUUAGAUUUGAUAGUUUCAUCAAAUUACAUUGUGAAUAUUAAUAAGCAUCAUAUCAAAUAAUAAUCCUUAUGGCUACUGAAAGAGCCUUUGACGAAGAUGGUGCAGCUAAUGUAAUCGCUCAAGGAUCAGAGCUUAAAUAUGACUUUCAGCCAGGCGACAUUGUUAUGGCACCUUGGACUGCCGAUGGCCAAUUCUAUGAAGCUGAAAUAGAUGAUAUUUUUAGUGAUGGCCAAUGUUGUGUUGUAUUUUCUAAUCUACCCAACGGGAAGAUGAACGUUUCACAAACCUGCCUAGUCACAUUACUUAAGCCAGCUCAAGGUGCUAAGAGAAGGAUGAAAAUCGACACCAGUGGAUUAAGAGCAAUCACUAUACGAUUAUUCAUGAACUGGAGUAUUAAGUUGCGUACUAGUUUCAAUCCUGAGAUACCUAUUUGGCUAUUAGGAUUAAGAUACCAAAGUAUUGCUGGGUCUGAUGUAUCCAGGAACCAAGUUCUGGAAAAAUUUAGACAGGAUUUUUCGAGUCGUAUUUGGUUAACAUAUCGCCGAGACUUUAAGAGGCUACCUGGCUCAAUGCUCACCUCAGACAGGGGCUGGGGGUGCAUGUUAAGAACGGGUCAAAUGAUGUUGGCUCAAGCCUUUCUUACUCACUACUUAGGUCGAGAAUGGCGUUGGAAUCGAACACAGUCUGAUAAAAGUGGAAUGAUUCAUCGAAUGAUAAUUAAAUGGUUUGCAGACGAUCUGACAUCUGAUUGUCCAUUUUCAGUACACCAACUUAUUAGGAUGGGGUCAUCAUUAGGCAAAAAACCUGGAGACUGGUUUGGACCUUCAAGUAUAUCUAUAUUAUUACAGAAAGCUUUAGCUGCCGCUGCUCCAUCUAAUCCCAUUUUGAAUAAUAUCUGCAUUUAUGUUGCAAAUGACUGUAGGGUAUUCAUUCAAGAUGUCAUUAAUAUGUGCACCUCACCUACAAUUGCUCACAAAAAAUCUGACAGUAUUACACGUGAAUAUGGACGUUCACUCAUUAAUAAACAUUCAACUCGCUUAUCAUUAGACUAUGGUCGUUCUUUUGAUAUCAAUGAGCAUGGCUACUUCUCGAUGCAGCAUAGUGACGUCGAACGAGGUCCAACCACAACAUCUCGUCGUCACUCAACUAAACCAAUUUUCUAUGGUAAAGCCAUGUCCACUAUAAAUUUGACUGAUGCAGGAAACAGUGUCACAAAUAGUCCUAACUUAGGAAACCAUCCAUCUAUGGAUUAUGUAAACAACUCAUCUUCCUCAUUCUCCAGUAAUUCCCAUCAUCAUCAGUUUCCUUCUCGUUCUCAGCGUCCGACAAGCUUACCCAGUGAGCCCAGUCGAGAUAAAUGGAAGAGUGUUAUUAUUAUUGUACCUGUGCGACUAGGAACUGAAGUCUUAAACCCUAUUUAUGGCUCUUGUAUUAAAUCCCUUUUUCGUCUUAAGUCAUGUUUAGGUAUAAUUGGUGGUAGACCUAGACACUCGUUAUAUUUUGUUGGUACAACUGAAGAUAAAUUAAUCUACCUUGACCCUCAUAAUGAUCAGAAAGCAAUUGAUCCAAGCAAAACUGAUUUCCCCCUGGAUUCAUAUCACUGUGACUUUCCUCGUAAAUUAUCAAUUGAUCGGAUGGAUCCAAGUUGUGCCAUUGGUUUUUAUUGUCGAACACGUCAAGAAUUUAAUGAAUUAGCAGACACAAUCGGAGAAGUGAUAGUUCCAAAACACACUGAUUAUCCCAUGUUUGUUGUCUCUGAAGGUUCAGCAUCUGCUCAUCGUUAUGAUUUAGAUUGUUCAAUGGAGCAAACCAUUCGUGUUAAGCAUCGUUAUAUUGAUGCGCUUGGAGAGAUCACUUCUGAAUUUGAUGCAGAUGAGUUUGUUAUGAUCUGAUUCAAAAACAAGUUUCCCUUGACUCUUUCCUAACCACGGAUCUCAAUAACCUAACAUAAAUCACUCAUGUCAAGAGAAAUGUAAACAACGAUAAACUAUUGAUUUGCAUCAGGUUCAAGAAAAUAAAUUAAUAA
Messenger RNA from Tetranychus urticae (two-spotted spider mite), 2185 nucleotides. RefSeq names its product Autophagy-related 4b (gene Atg4b). NCBI's taxonomy places the organism in Eukaryota, Metazoa, Arthropoda, Arachnida, Trombidiformes, Tetranychidae. Gene Ontology annotation, molecular function: protein-phosphatidylethanolamide deconjugating activity; cysteine-type endopeptidase activity. Gene Ontology annotation, biological process: piecemeal microautophagy of the nucleus; protein processing; autophagosome assembly. The record is from RefSeq and is a predicted model, not a curated record. Gene Ontology annotation, cellular component: cytoplasm.